This is a messenger RNA of Corticium candelabrum, 3721 nucleotides long. RefSeq lists its product as uncharacterized. The record is from RefSeq and is a predicted model, not a curated record. Bases 116 to 3490 code for a protein of 1124 amino acids. Gene Ontology annotation, biological process: signal transduction. Gene Ontology annotation, molecular function: protein binding. The transcript has 10 exons. Lineage: Eukaryota; Metazoa; Porifera; Homoscleromorpha; Homosclerophorida; Plakinidae.
UCGAAAGACACACGUCUGAACGGAAGGUGAGGAUACAAGACGUUUUUGUCAUCGAAUUACAACCUCGUCAUCAACUGUUCCUAGUAAACAGUGUAUCUGUGCGUCGCGACUUAGAAUGAGUACAGAGGUUGAAGAGGAAUUCUGUGAUGCUGCCAUGAGAGGAAACAUCAACUUUCUUACUCGAUUAAUACGAGGGAAACGUCAACAGAUUGUUAACAGUAGAGCUAAGAGAGGAGUGACUGCAUUACACCUUGCUGCCGCUAGUAAUGAUGUUUCAACUGUGAAGUAUUUGUGUGAACAAGGUUGUAAUAUCAAUACAACUGACAAUGUUGGAUGGACUGCAUUACAUUAUGCUGCCUCUAAAAAUGAAGUUUCAACUGUGAAGUAUUUGUGUGAACAAGGUUGUAAUAUCAAUGCAACUACCAAUGUUGGAUGGACUGCAUUACAUUAUGCUGCCUCUAAAAAUGAAGUUUCAACUGUGAAGUAUUUGUGUGAACAAGGUUGUAAUAUCAAUGCAACUACCAAUGGUGGAGAGACAGCACUUCAACAAGCUGAAGAGGGAAAACAUGAUGAUGUUAUUGAAGUUUUGAAGUUUUGGAAUGAUAAAUCAGUCAUGAGAUCAUCUCCAUCGUCAUUGCCUGUCAACUCUUCAACUCCUUCUGUUGUCGAUCGUCUUGGUCCUGAAGGAAAAGCUCUUUUUGAUCAAGCAUGCAAAAAAGGCAAAGUGCCAGGCAACAAGGUGUUGAUUGAUAGUAUGGGAGAGGAAGAUGCAGGAAAGUCAUGCCUUGAAGCUUCAAUUACAGACAAACCGUUUGUUGAAGGUCAGGAGAGCACGAAGGGAGUGAAGGUGAAGAUGAUGAUCUCACAAGCAGUUGGACACGGCACCGACUGGAAAGAAUUGAAAAGUGAAGAGGAGAGACAAGCGCAUCUCAGCAAGCUGUUGGCAAGAGAAUUUGUAGUUUAUAACGACAAACAACAGUCCGGCACAGCAAAAAGAAAAAAGCUAGACGAGCAAGAGAAAUACCCACAAGCAAGUUCUACAGAAUCUGAUUUGAAGUCAAUGUAUGCUGAAGCUGAGAGUCAUCCAAUAGGAUACGAGGAUUUCAAACUUGCCAAAGAAAUUGAUCGAGAUGUAGAUGUGGCCAUUUAUCGCAUGGAGAAGAAUAAGGAGGAGAUGCGCAAAUGUGAAGAAAUGAUCAAUGUGACAAUGAUGGACAGAGGAGGUCAAGAUCAAUUCCUCUCCACACACGCUGCACUUAUGGCUGAUAACGAGUAUCAAUGUACAGCUUGUUUUGUGGUUAUCGAUGGUUCCAAGCCACUGGAUGAGAAGGUGACCACAUCCAAGUUUCGUCUUGCAGAUGGAACGGUCAUUGAGAAACCGCGGGAUGUGGCUACCACAAGAGCCGACGUCAUACGUCACUGCUUCACUGCUCUCUCUGCUGCCUUUCCUGCUGGCAGAACACGCAAUAAGUUUUUUGGCAAGGGGCGUGUCAAAAUGGCACCAGCAACAUUCAUAUUUGCUUCUAGAAAGGACAAAGCAAAAAGUAAAAUUUUCAUGGAAAGACAGGAGCAAAUAGUGCAAGAAAUCAUCGCUGAAGAGAAUUUUGGUGAUCACAUUGUGCCCUUUGGUGAAGAUCAGGUGCUGUUCCAUGUCGACAACACAAAGUCAGGAACAGGCAAUCCCGAUCCAACGAUUGUCUUCAUCAAGAAAAUGAUUGUUGAAAUGGCUCGUGAAUAUUGGGAUGAGGAAGAGAAGAUUCCAUUACCAUGGGCCAUUCUGGAUAAAGGUCUGGGUCUGUUGAGAAUGAGAAAGCACAAAGUUCUUGAUCUGCACGAUGUCUGCCAAUUAGCUGCCAGGGUGUGUGAUAUCUCAUCAGACGAGGAAUGCAGACAUGCUCUGCGAUAUCUGAGCAGCCUUGGAACUAUCGGUUUCUACCACAAUGUUGCCGGUCUCAACAAGAAAGUGCUUCCUAACAUUCAGUGGGUUGCUGAUGUGUUGGCCAUUUUUGUCACAGUUCUUGAUCGGUCAAGAAUUCCUCCUCAGUUUUGGAAUGAUCUCAAGAAGCUUCAUGAGGAAGGGAUCAUGCAUUGGGAUCUUGCCAAAUAUCUGAUGAAGAAGGCAGGAGUGGAAGAAGUGAACUAUGAUGUCAUUCUCAUCCUGCUGCAGCUGUUUAAUAUAAUUUCCGGAUUAGUCUUGGCUUCUCGUUCAGUCACUGCAGAUGUCACAGUUCAACAGGGUCAGAACUUUUUCGUUCCCUCUAUGGUCAUCACAGAAUUCAUCACCAGCCACUUUGCCUACCAAUCAGCAUUCUGCUCUUGCACAUCUCCUCCAUCUUUGUUCUUUAUUCCCAGGGGUUUCAAUGCUUUUCUCAAACCUCUAUUUUACCGUUUUGUGACUCGCUUGAUCAGCAAGUACACUAAAGGCCCUCAGCUCAGCAGAAACCAAGUGAUACUUCAUCUUUCCAAGGAUGUAGAUCUGGAGUUGGUGUACACUGUGAAGGCUGUCAUUGUUACCGUCUACUGUCCAGCCAGUUGCAAACAACAACCUCCAGAUGAAGUGCUUCGUCCACUGUGUGACAGUGUGCGAGUGACUCUAACAGAACAACUCAUGCGGGCCAAAGAACGAGGCAUGGAUGGCUUUCAGUUUGAGGUCUGUGUUCAUGCCACAGUCGAUGAAGCUCCAGACGAAUAUGAUCUGAAACGAUUGGCUUCACUGGAUGACUAUCCAGAAGACGACAUGCUGAUUGACAAACAACGCCGACUCAUUGGCUCUCCUGCUAAACUUGAUAUGUGGUAUCACGACAUCUCUGUUAGUGAUACAACAGAAGUUGCUGCUGACAAAGUUUAUGAUCCAGAUGUGGUUCUGUCUACUGUAUUGCAGAAUGGUUGUGAUCGUUGGCUCUCUAUUGGUUUGAAGAUGGGAUUUACGUUUGGCAAAGUCAACGAGAAUACAAAUGGCAUCUCUGUUGGUGCUGACAAGUUGAAGGCUUUGUUUGAAGUAAAGGCACGAAAAGUAGGACGAGACAAAGCAGCCAAACAACUGCUAGCAGCUUGUCGUUCUAUUCCACAGCCAAUUAUUGGAGCAGUGAUGGAUCAACUGGCAGGUGAUGCAGCAACUGCAGCAUCUCAGCUGAAGCCUGAUUCUGUGGGAAUGAACUUGGAACAGGUAGCCGAAUGCAAACUGAGUAGGAAGCUCCUCGUCAUUGUUGCUCGGGAGGUUGCUAGUUACUGGACGGAAUUUGCUGCUCAGCUUGACCCAGACAAGUUUACUGUAUCAACGAUGAGUAUUAUAGAACAGGAACGCAGAACAUUGUUUGACCAGGCUCAUAAAAUGCUGGAAUAUUGGGUCAAUCAUCUCGACCAACAAGCGAAGUGUCUUUUGAUUGUGAAAACAUUUCUGGCCAUGCAAAAGAAAGCUCAGGCAAAUUUCAUAUUUGGUGCAGACCUGGUAGAGUACAUUGAAAAGUACAUGGAUAAAGUGUUGGUUUGAAGACAUCAAUUGAAAUUGACUUUUUAUUUGUAGCUUGUAACGACAGAAACAAGUUAGUACAUGCAUUUUUAUAGUUUCCAAGUUCUUUAUCAAUAUUUCUAGAAUGUCACAGAUAUCAGACAUUCACAAUACAAUAUUGUUUACGUAUAUGAUGUUCUGUGGUGAUGUAACUGCACCUGCACAAUGUAUAUUGAAUUGUAGUAAAGAUCGAGACUAUCUUCAUUCAAGAGU